This is a messenger RNA of Adineta steineri, 2697 nucleotides long. The record is from the annotation of a GenBank genome assembly. NCBI's taxonomy places the organism in Eukaryota, Metazoa, Rotifera, Eurotatoria, Adinetida, Adinetidae.
AUGUCGUCAUUAACUAUGACACCUUAUCAGAAUUUGCAAGCUGAUGAAAAAAGUAAUAAUUAUGAACUACGUAAAGCAUAUCGUGAACGAAUUCUUGAAUUUAAAAUCGAUCGACAAAAAUCACCUGAAAAUCGUCAAAUUACAUCUGAAAAAUUUCGACAAAUUUGCCGUGCUUAUGAAACGUUAUCCGACCAUGACAAACGACAACAAUAUACUGAUCGAAAAGAAUGGAUUUCUGAUUUAUCUAUCUCGAAAUAUACAUUUCAACAAUUAGCAGCCGAACCUGAUCUUAUAUUAGAAUUAAAACAACAAUUCAAAAAUGCUAAAUUAAGACAAAUGAACGCUCAAGAUCUAGUAACAAAGCAAACGCCAUUAUAUUGUGCAGCACGUGUUUGUAAUAUUGAUGCUGUAAAUUAUUUAAUUGAACAAGAUGUCAAUCCUGAUUUAAUACAACGAACAGGAAGUACACCUUUACAUGCAGCGACAUUCUUUGGACAUGAAGAAAUCGUAAGAUGUCUAUUAGAAAGUGGUGCUAAUUAUGGAAUAAAAAAUAAAUCUGGUAAUUUACCUGAACAAGAAUCUUAUAAUAAUAAUGUUCGAAAAGUUUUUAUUGAAUUAAAACAAACAUUAUUUGUACGAACAGCUAAUAAUCAGCUUGAAUGGUUUAAAAAUAAUAUUAAUAAUAUUUCAAAUCAUAUUGAUUUACAAUAUUAUAUUCAACGACAAACAUUACUUCAUUGUGCAUGUAAAAAAGGUUAUUUUGAUCUUGCGAAAUGUUUCAUUGAACAAUAUUCAGCUAAUCUCGAUUUAGUUGAUAUUAAUUUAAAUUCAGCUCUUCAUCUUGCGACACAUAAUGGACAUACAGAAAUUGUUAAAUAUCUUCUUAAUAAAGGUGCUAAUUCAACUUUAAUUAAUAAAUGGGGUAUGACAGCUGAACAAGAAAGUAUUGUACAUGAUACGCGAGUAAUUGAAUUAUUUCGAUCUAUACGUGAAAAAAAUAUGUUUGAAAUGGCACGAAAUGGUAUAGUUUGGUGGUUUGAAUAUUAUUUUAAUGAUCAUUCACCAAAUGAAAUUGAUAGUAAUGGUACAAGUUUACUUUAUGUCGCAUGUCGUUUUGGUCACACAUCUGUUGCAAAAUGGCUUUUAGAUAAAGGUGCAUAUAUAAAUGUACAGCUACGUGAAAAACGUAGUACACCAUUGCAUGGCGCUGUAUUUCAUGGUCAUUUAUCAACAGUUGAAUUAUUACUUACACGUGGUGCGGAUAUUAAUAUUAAAAACCAAUUUGAUGCGACAGUUUUCGAUGAAGUUAAACGAGAUGAUAUAAAAAAAGUUUUAAAACUGUAUCGAGAUAAUUUAGCUGAUGAUAAAAUUCUUUCUGUACAUUUAUUUGGUGAUGGAAAAAGUUCAGGCAAUGAACCAUUAGUAAAAGUACAAUUACAUUAUGAUGCGACAAUUAAUGAUCUAAUUAAAGCAAUACCAGAUCCAUUAUGUAAUGAAUAUCGAUGGUUUUCAAUUGCUCGAAGUCCUUUAGAUUUUGAUUAUGAAAAAACGACAUUAAUAUCAGCUGUAUGUCGUGCUCGUUAUGUCAACAUAAAAUUUAUAGAUUUACCAUUAUGUCUUAUAGGUUAUAAUUCACCACGCUAUAUAAAUAGUGGUUAUACAGUAAGAAAUGAAUGUCCUAGUCUUAAUUUACGUACUUUACAUAAUGCAUUUCGUUUAUCACGUAACAAAAGAUUACUUCAUAUUACAGCGAAAUUAAAUGAGCAACAAAAAUUUACUGUUAAAAAUUUAUUAUUUAGUUUUGCUCCUAAUUGUGCUGAUAGUAAUAUUUCAAUUGAGAUUAAUAAUAUUUUUCCACCGGAUAUUGAACAAUUUCAAUUACCUGAAAGUAUUUGUAUAUUUCAAACAACGUAUAGAAAUCAACAUGAUAAAUUAAAAGAUAUGCCAACUGUGACAAUCUCUAAUGAAUCGAAUAUAAAAUUGUAUACAUGGUUUUCAAAUUCUGGAUAUUGGUUUUCUCAUAGUAGUCAACAUAAUCGUUUACCUCGUAUUGGUGGCAUACAUGCUCUUAUUCGUUCAGUUGAAAUUAUUCCUAAAUCACUCUAUCUUCUACCGGAUAUGUUUAUUCAAGCUACUGCUGGACAACUAUUUCAAGCACGUCAAAUUCCAGUAGCCUGUCUAUAUUUAAAAAUAUGCGAUCCUGAUUUACAACAUUUUCCACAUAUAGCUUAUCAUGGUACCUCUAUUAAUGCUAUACAAUCGAUACUUAUGGAUGGACUUGUAAUGCCAAGUACAGUUGUCUCUAGUGGUUUUCGGGCCUGUCCACCUUCGAAUCAUAUAGCACGAGGGACAGUAGCUUUUGGGAUUUCGGAUUUUGCCAAUGCAAUAUUUGUUAGUCCAAGUAUACAUUAUUGUUUAGAUUCAGUCUAUGCUGUUACAUUUUCCUAUGAUGAUCAACGUAUGAUUGCUGUACUAGAAUGUCGAGUAAAGGAAAAUGAAUUUUGUACUUUUCCAUGUACUGUAAAAGCAUAUGUGGCACAUCCAGACGAUGAUUUAAAAGCUAUUGAGUGGCGUAUCACAAGUCCAGCAGCUAUUCAAAUAACUGGCAUCCUAUUCAUUCCAGUAAUCAAGUCACGAAUAGAAGCUGCACGUUUACGAGCUGAUAAAUUAGAAGUAAAUCCGAAUGAUCUGAAAUAA